Gracilinanus agilis (Agile Gracile Mouse Opossum) is the source of this 933-nucleotide messenger RNA. RefSeq names its product tetraspanin-33-like. The record is from RefSeq and is a predicted model, not a curated record. NCBI's taxonomy places the organism in Eukaryota, Metazoa, Chordata, Mammalia, Didelphimorphia, Didelphidae. Gene Ontology annotation, cellular component: membrane.
AUGCCAGGACACGGGAAGGAUGGGACUGGGCAUGUUGAAAUCUACUCCUCUGCCUGGAAAGAAGGCGGGCUAGAUGUGAUCCAGAGAAGACAACCCAGAAGUCCUGGCUGUAGAGUGUGGCCAGUAGCUGCCAGAGCAAUGCGAACCAACCAACUUGUGAAAUAUAUCUUGUUUAUUUCUUGUUACCUCUUCUGGGUGGCCAGUGGUCUAAUGAUUGCUGUGGGUAUAUAUGCAAAGCUCUCCAAAGAAUCAGGUGCCGUGGAGUCCCUGCUGGCGGAGCCCUCCCUCCUCGUCCUCGCAGUGGGCAUCCUCACCUUCGUUAUCACCUUUUUGGGCUGCACCGGAGCCCUCAGGGACAUUCCGUUGCUGCUGAAAAUGUUUGCUGUGUUGUUGCUGCUGAUCUUCGUGGUCCAGAUCGUGGCUGUAGGAGUGGCCUUUCUCUUCUCUGGCCUGUUGCAGGUGAUGGAUAAGGCUGCGUUUCUCAUGGGAAAAGCCAUAGCCAGUUACCGCGAUGACUUGGAUUUACAAAAUCUCAUUGACUAUAUACAGAAGAAGUUUGAGUGCUGCGGGGUCCAUUCCUACAGAGAUUGGUCUCAGAAUGAAUAUUUUGACUGCAGCAUUUCCAAUCCAAGCCUGGAAUGUUGUGCUGUUCCUUUCUCCUGCUGCAUCCCAGAGGAGGAGCAGAAUGUUCUUAACACCAUGUGUGGCUAUGGGACCCAGAACCUGAAAGCGUGGAAGGCAGAAAGUCUGAUCCACACAGGAGGCUGUUUGGAGAAGAUUGUCACCUGGGGACGCAGUAACCUGCAUCUGAUUGCCGGACUGGCGCUGGGUUUUUUGGCAAUGGAGGUUGUUGUCUUCUCUUUGGCUGUGACACUUAUUUACCAAAUCAGCUUUAUAAUUCAGAAGAGAACCAACAGAAAGAGAGAGGCAUAA